Messenger RNA from Trichomonas vaginalis G3, 3219 nucleotides. Its product is annotated as 3',5'-cyclic-nucleotide phosphodiesterase protein. The coding region runs from base 1 to 3219 and encodes 1072 amino acids. Lineage: Eukaryota; Parabasalia; Trichomonadida; Trichomonadidae. The record is from RefSeq and is a predicted model, not a curated record. Gene Ontology annotation, biological process: signal transduction. Gene Ontology annotation, molecular function: 3',5'-cyclic-nucleotide phosphodiesterase activity; protein binding. The transcript has a single exon.
AUGUUUCGGAAGCAUGCCAGAUCACGGGAAGUUUCACCACAUACCUAUUCGAAGCAUGUUACUCCGAUGAUAGUUGCAAGUAUUAAUUCGCCGCAAACGCCUUACAUUUUAUCACCAUUAAAACCAUUGAGUCGAUUAAUAGACAAACCUGUUCCAAAGUCACAACCAAGAUCUCCAAGAGAUCCUUCACCAGAAAAAGAGCGCAGUAGAUCAGUUGAAAAACGAAAUACUUCACCACCAAGAGUUCAAGACAUAAUUAAUCCAAAAGAAGAAAAAGUAUCGAUUAAAGAGUCAAGGUUAGAAAGUAUGGUAAAACAAGAUGCUGAAAUUGAUGAAUAUUUCAUAAAAUUAGGUUCUUCGAAAUUACUGAACGAAGCAAUUGAAUCUUUUCUUGAAGAAAGGAUCUCCAACUCAAAAGUAAUCUUUUGGGAAGAAAUUGCGUCAUUACAGCUCUUAUAUAGCUUCAGAAUGAAAAGAUAUUCUUCACAUGAAGGAACAACAGUUGGCUUUGCAUUCUCAUCACGCGAAUUAGUACAAAUUCCACAUUUGAAGAACCACCCGUCUUACAAUGCAGAAUUUGAUGGACAAAUUGCAAAUCCAGAUUCUCGCGUCGUAUUUUUCCCAUUAAAUGAUUCAAGCGGUAAUUUAAUUGGUAUUGUCCAAAUUCUACUGAAAGUUAACGAUCGUCUUUUAGAAUCUCAAAUAAAUUUCAUAAAUCAAUUCCAAAAGAAAUUUACAGCAUUUAGUGAAUGGAUUCUCAGUUAUACAAUACCAGAACAACUCAUUGGUGAAUUCUCACAGCUCCUAGAGUUCGAGCAAUUUUUAGUUGCAACUCAAUCAAGAUUACAUUCACUUUUCAGAGCAAAACGUGUCGAACUAUGGAUAUAUCAUAGAGAUACAGGUAAAAUACUCAGAUGCACAGACAAAAUCGAAGAAAUAAACGAUAAAAAGAAAGGAUUUGUUGGAAAUGCCAUUACAAAAGUCCAAUUAAUACAUACUCUCGAUGUAAUGAGAGAGCAGACAUAUAAUGUAGCUGUAGAUGGUAGCGAACAUGAAGCAGUUUUCGUUCAACCUUAUGAUAAUCAGAAUGAUAACAGAGUUUAUGCAGUUGUUUUACGCGGAAACAUGAGAGAUGAGAUAUUCUCACAUCGUGAUGAGGUUCUCCUUAAGAAAAUCGGACCUUAUGUCAUGACAUCGUAUCGAAAUGCGGAAAAGUUCAACAAUAGGAAAGAAAAAGACUUCAAUCCAAUCAAUUCUCUUACAGAGUCGCUUCCUAAAGCUAACCAAGUCAAGCGCGGAGAAGUUUUCCUUCAAUCAUUGAUGAAUGCCUUAGCCCAAAUCACCAAAUCCGAGCGAGUCCUGUAUUUCAAGGUUGACCAUGUUGCAAGGGAAGUCAGAUCCAUUUACAUCACCGGAAAUGAGCCCCCAAUAACUUAUAAUCUUGGCCAAAACCACGUUGGCAUUGUCGCCGAGACUGGGCAGCCAAUCAACUGCUCAGAUGCCCAGAAAGACAAAGACGCGGACACUGUCUUCGACUCAGUACUCAGCCGACAGACCAAGACGAUACUCACAAUUCCGAUCGUUUCCGUUGAUGGAAAAAUUUCCGCUGUUAUACAGUUAAUCAACCGCGGCGAUGGUGAGCCUUUUUCGAAAGACGAUGCAGACAUGGCCUCUGUUGUUGGCACAAUCUGUAUUUGUCUUCUAGAGAACUCCCAAUUGCUCAGAGGAAACAUUGCAAUGAGAGCAUCGAUUGAUUCCGCUGUCAAAUUGAUCAACUCAAUUUUCACAUCGAAAUCGACAAAAGAAGCAUUUGAUGCUUUCACAGAUCUAACCAAGACAGUGACAAACACUUCUGAAUGCAUUGUCUACAUGUUAGAUAAAGUUUCCGAGAGAUUAUAUGAUUAUUUCGACAUCGACAAAGAAGUUCUUCCAAAAGAAGGACCAAUCAGCGAAUGCAUGAAGCGCUGUAAGCCACAGUUCGUCAACGAUGUCUCCAAAGUAUCGCAGCCUUUGUUUGACAAAGGAAUAACAAGAUUGUGCUGUUCUCCUUUGCUUUCUAACAUGAGUUCUCCAAUCGGUGUUGUUAUCAUCACAAACGGCUCAAUUUUUACUGAUGUAGAAAGCAAUUUAUUGGCACAUUUAUGUAACAUCUUUUCUCUUUAUUUACAGAGAUUGAUUAAAGAGAAAUGCAUUGAAGAAGGUCCUCUUAAAUCGGACAUUGAUAUGUUGAUUUCUGUUCAUGAAAGGAAAGCAUAUAGUAUUCCAUCGAUUAUCAAACCAACAAAUGAACAAAGCGAUGAAUACAAAGGCAUCAGAUUCAAAGCAUUUUCUUUGGAUGAUGCUGAUGUAAUGCGUAUUUUGUUCUUUGCGUUUGAUAAUCUUGGAAUCAUGAAUUCAUUGAAGAUAACAGCUGAAACUGUUUAUUCUUUCAUCUCUAUUUUUAAUUCUAGUUUUGUUGAAGGAGUUGCUUUCCACAACAAAUUACAUAGUUUAGAUUGUAUCCAAUUCUUUAUGUUUAUGAAUCAAUUAGGAACUCUCGGACAGGUAUUAAACGUUGUAGAAAUGCAUGCAAUCCUUGCUUCGAUAUUCUGUUAUUCCAUGAAACAUGAUGGAACAACAGAUAUCUACAAUGAACAUGCAAAUACAAUUAAUUACAGAGUUUUCGGUCCGAAAGUUUUGUCUGCAAGAGCAAGAGCUACUUUAUUAGAUAUAUAUUCAAAGGAAGGAAUGUUAGGAGAAAUGAGCCAAAAUGAUAAAAACUACUUCUGGAAUGUUUCUACGACAUUAUUACAGUCAAUUGAUCCAGCUGAUAUACAGCCAUUGAUCAAUAAACUUAAGGAAAUCGUUAAGACAUCACUUGUGGAUUUGACAAAUACUGAACAUAGAUUGAUAAUCAUUGAGUUGAUAUUUAGAGCUGCAAUUAUAGGAUGGACUGUCAGACCGUUCGGAAUCUCUUCUAGAUGGCAAGAUUUAAGAGCACAAGAAAGUUUCGCUCUUGGAGAAAAAGAAAAUUCGCAAGGUUUAGUUUAUUCUUCACCUAUGAAUUCGCCGGAUUUGUAUGUAAGACCUAAAUCAGCUAUUGAUGUUCUUGUAAAUCAAUCAAUGCCUUUGUUCGAAGCACUAAGCUUGGCUUUCACAGAAAUGAAGAGUCUACUUGACGCUGCUGUGGAAAAUAAGAACGCUUGUGAAGCAGAAGCAGAAGCUCUCAAUAGACAAUGA